Apus apus (common swift) is the source of this 1670-nucleotide messenger RNA. RefSeq names its product diphthamide biosynthesis 3 (gene DPH3). Lineage: Eukaryota; Metazoa; Chordata; Aves; Apodiformes; Apodidae. The transcript is spliced from 3 exons. Gene Ontology annotation, molecular function: metal ion binding. Gene Ontology annotation, biological process: protein histidyl modification to diphthamide. Bases 28 to 276 code for a protein of 82 amino acids. The record is from RefSeq and is a predicted model, not a curated record.
CUUCCGGCUCGCCCCGCUUCCGGCGCCAUGUCGGUCUUCCACGACGAGGUGGAGAUCGAGGACUUCGAGUACGACGAGGAAACCGAGACCUACAGCUACCCGUGCCCGUGCGGGGACCGCUUCCUCAUCACGCGGGAGGACUUGGAGAACGGCGAGGAGGUGGCCACCUGCCCCAGCUGCUCCCUGGUCCUGCGCGUCAUCUACGACCAGGAGCAGUUCAUGCGUGAUGAAGUUAUUGCAGAGCCAUUGACAAACAAGGAGCUGAUUAAGUGCUGAUGAAGGUACUUCACGAACUGUUGCUGCUGUAGAGUAAGAAAGUAUGGGGAUGGCAGCUGUGGAAAGAGACAUGGUCCUCCUGGAAGUGCUUGCUGCUGUGAGAUCCAAGUGCAAUAACUGACUGCCUUCAUAAUUUGAAUGAGAAUUUGAUGGAACAUCAACAUAUGAAUGAGUUUUGUUCUAAAGGGUUGUACAUUUAAAAAAACAUAUAAGUUGCCAUGUGUAUUCCAGAAAACUCAACGAGUGUGAUCCUAAUUGACAGAAGUCAGUAUACAGAAGAAGUGCAUGGAGUUGUGAAAUUGCAACGUUUAUCUAGCAGUGGCUUCUUAGCCUAUGGAGGAGAGCAGGCUCUGUGUGGGUGCAUACCAGUGUGAAAUUGAGUAGAGAUCUGAAAUGUUGGGAGACAGAAUUUACAAGUCCAUAUGACGUGAUGCUAUGCAGAAUUAAAACUUGGAUACAAUGUGGUAUCACCUGAGAUGUGGGCUCUCAUACUUCCAACCCAUACUGAACACGGGGAAAAAUAAGAGACCUAGAACCAACACUGUUGAUAAAUUGUUUUUACUACUGUAAGCACAAAGAAGGUGCAGUUGUAUUUGUAUCUGCAGUGGGGACAACACCUGAGUUGGGGCAGAUUGGUUUCUUGAAUUGCAGUUGCUUUUAAAGAGCUUUGGUAGCUAUUAUCAAGUGACUUUCUGACAUAAUAGUGAUGUACUUUUGUGGGUGGUGUGCGAAAUGAAACAAAGGAGUACAACUGUCUUUAUCCCUGCAAAGCUUGUAGCGUGUAAAUGGACUUGGAACUCGAAGCAGGUUGAAAUUUAGCCAUAUUUUCUCAACAACUUUGUGAUUUGACUCUUGCAGCAAAUAUAAAAUGAGCUGCAGUUCUUUGUGCAAUGUGUAGUAGUACAUUUGCUCAGUCUUCAUUAGGUUCUGUCACUUCCUGGAUAGAAGGUGGGCACAUUUCACUUUAAUAAAAGUGUUUUUAGGGUAGGGAAGAAUAAGAAUCAUAUACACUGAAGUGCAUUGAUUCCAUGACUAAUUCUUCUGUUACAAGAAUACUUGUGCAGCAUUUAUGUAGCUGUUUUACUCCAAGAACUAAAGAUCAGCAAGUCUUACUGAAUUCUUGCGUCUAACUAUUUUUUGUUCUUACAACGUUCUGUGAAUGUGGAAGGUGAACAUUCUAAUUAUUAAAAAAAAAUAAACCCCAAACUCCACCCUUCAGUUAGAAGUUUUGAACGCAAGAUGCACAACUCGAAGUGUUUUCAUGCCUAAACCAGAAGGUGGCACUCAUGUUACUUCGGUAUCUGCGUGAAAAAAGAAAAGCUGUGGUACUUCGGUCAGCUAUAUCUUAUCAAAUAUUUAUUUUUACUGUUUAAAUAAAGAUAUUUAAAACUGCA